Messenger RNA from Pongo pygmaeus (Bornean orangutan), 5087 nucleotides. It is a transcript of the gene DDX56, whose product is annotated as DEAD-box helicase 56. The coding region runs from base 3246 to 4889 and encodes 547 amino acids. Gene Ontology annotation, molecular function: RNA helicase activity; nucleic acid binding; ATP binding. The record is from RefSeq and is a predicted model, not a curated record. Gene Ontology annotation, cellular component: cytosol. The transcript has 14 exons. Lineage: Eukaryota; Metazoa; Chordata; Mammalia; Primates; Hominidae.
GUGGCUCACGCCUGUAAUCCUAGCACUUUGGGAAGCCAAGAUGGGUGGAUCCCUAUAGCCCAGGAGUUUGAGACCAGCCUGGGCAACACGGCGAAAUCUUGUCUCUGCAAAAAAUACAAAAAAUUUAGCUGGUGGCACAUGCCUAUAGUCCCAGCUACUUGAGAGGCUGAGGUGGAAAGAUCACUUGAGUCUGGGAGGUCAAGGCUGCAGUGAGCCAUGAUCGCACCACUGCACUCCAGUCUGGGCAACAGAGCGAUCCCAUCUGGGAAAAAAAAAAAACAAAACACAAUUUAGGGCCAGGUGGGGUGGCUCACGCCUAUAAUCCCAGCACUUUGGGAGGCCAAGGCAAGGGGAUCGCCUGAGGUCAGCAGUUUGAGACCAGGCUGGCCAACAUGGUGAAAACCCGUCUCUACUAAAAGUAUAAAAAUUAGCCAGGCAUGGUAGUGUGUGCCUGUAAUCCCAGCUAUUCAGGAAGCUGAGGCAGGAGAAUCACUUGAACCUGGGAGGAGGUUGCAGUGAGCAGAACUCGAGCCACUGCACUCCAGCCUGGGGGACAGAGUGAGACUCUGUCUCAGAAAAAAAAAAAAAAAAAAAAAAAAAGCAAUUUAGUUCUCUAGGCUUUUCCAUUUAAUAGUUUUAUAUCCUCCUAUUUCUAAAUCUGGAUGACAGUGUAACAGUCCAGUAAGGUGAAUUGUGAAUUGCUGAAAUUCUUCAGAUGUUUAAAAGAGUUUUCAGUAUUCCUCAUGUUAGAAUUAAUGCAGAGAAAAAUCAUGUCCUUUGAACUAGUUACAUGUUGUAGACUUCUGGCCUGAGGCUCUUGGGGAUUAUGUGACAUAUUGGGAAGGGACACAUUUCUGCUCUGUGGCUGUUACUAGAAAUCUAGCCGGCAAAUCAGGCUACAUUUGUGAGAAGACAGGAAGGCACAGAUUAGGGUUGAGCUGGCCUUCAACAGGUUUGGCUGGCAGUAGACACAGUGGAGCACAUCUUAACUAUUUUGGUAGGUCCUGGGUUUCUCUUGGUAGUUUUUGAUAGAAAGGGGAAUGGUGUGAGGAAAAAGUGGACAUACAUUUCACCUUUCCACUGAUAAGGCAGGUGGAAUUGGGAUGGUCAGUGGAUGGGCCAAUAGCUGGUGGCUGUGAGAAGAAUAAGGAUUUCCAUACUGGUGUGUCAUAUUUGCAGAUAGGUUGUGACCUAAAAAGUUUUUUAAAAAACAGCAGUUAGGGGCCGGACGCGGUGGCUCACGCCUGUAAUCCCAGCACUUUGGGAGGCCGAGGUGGGCAGAUCACAAGGUCAGGAGAUCGAGACCAUCUUGGCUAACAUUGUGAAACCCCGUCUCUACUAAAAAUACAAAAAAUUAGCCGGGUGUGGUGGCAGGUGCCUGUAGUCCCAGCUACUCGGGAGGCUGAGGCAAGAGAAUGGCGUGAACCCGGGAGGUGGAGCUUGCAGUGAGCUGAGAUCACGCCACUGUACUCCAGCCUGGGUGACAGAGUGAGACUCCUUCUAAAAAACAAAAACAAAACAGUAGUUAGGGUGUACACACAAAAAUUCUGGUGAUUUUUCCCCCAAUACUACCCUUGACUCUUUUGAAAUUCCUGCUUUCUCAGAGUUUACAACAUCCUUACCAAACAGCCUUCUCCCUCCUUACCACAAAAAAAGAAAAAAAAGUUCUGGGGUUGAGGGGACACUCCAUUCUUAACAUCCUCUAUUAUCCCAGCCCAAUUCCCCAGCUCUCACUGGGACUAGUUGCACCUAUCUUCAUCAUUUGGUCCCAGCAUGACUACCUGUUGGUGCAUGAGCUGAUCUCUCCUAACCUAACAGCCAGAUGCUAGUCUCUGGUACUCAGAUGCUGGGCUGCAUCAGAUAGGAUGCACAGGAUCAUCCUGGAAGCUUGUUGACAUAGAUUCCUGUGCAACUAUCAGAUAUAGUCUUAAUGUAGAUUUGUGUUGGGUGGUAUGGUAGGCAGAAUAAUGGCCUACCACUCUGAAACACGUGAAUAUGUUACCUAACAUGACAAAAGAGAAAUUGCUAAUCAGAUGACUGUAAAAUAGAUGAUCCUGGAUCAUCUGGAUGGGCCUAAUGUAAUCACAAAGGUCUGUUUCCUUGCCUCUUCCAGAUUGGCUCUGGCUUCCUUCCUCCAGCAAGGGUGGGUUGAGCUCUCACAUGGCACCACUUUGACCUCUUCUGCUUCCCUCUUCUACACUGAAAGACUUAUGGGCCAGGAGCAGUGGUUCGGGCCUGUAAUCCCAGCACUUUGGGAGGCCGAGGAAGGCAGAUCGCUUGGCCCCAGGAGUUCAAAACCGUCCUGGGCAACGUGUCGAAACCCCAUCUAGAAAGAAGAGAGGGGGAGAGGAGGAGGAGAUACAUAUAUACACAUACACACACACACACACACGUACGUACAUACAUACAUACACGCUAACUGGACGUGGUGGUGCGUCCGGGUAUUCUUAACUUUCCAGGAGACUGAGGUGGGAGGACCAGUUGAGCCUGAGAUCGCGCCAGCCUGGGUGACAGUCAGACCAUGUCUCAAAAAAAAAAAAGAUUUGUGAUUAGGAUUCUUAGUCCUCACCUGUAUUAGUUUCCUAUUGCUACUGUAACAAAUUACCACAAAUUUAGUGGCUUAAAACGACGCAAGUCUGUAGGUCAGAAGUCUGACACGGGUCUUAACUGGUGACCCGGGUCAGACUUGGGACACAAAGAACAGAAACCAAGCUGUGCAGGUGACUGACAGGCAGCCCGGUUAGGGAGCCCUACAGCAACCCGCCGGUCCUCUCUCUCAGGCAGUUGCUGCCAUGGCUCAUUAUUCCAACCGGUUCCCCUCAGCCCAGUCUAUCUCAGUGGCUCCAUCAUAGGGUGAUGUGCCCGGCGGGACACUAACCCUAACCAAGCAGAGAGACUGUCAUGCCCAUCACGACCUCGGCCCUCGGCCCCGGCCGAGGCUUCUCCUGCAGGUCGCGAGAAUCAGGUGCGUCAGCGCUGUCCGGGAACGCCGGAAGAGCCAGUGGAGCGGCUCUGUAGUCCAAAGUACCCCGUCGACCCCAGCACGGCCGCUCCACCGCCUCCUACUAGAUCCCCGUCCCUGGGACUGCGCAGUCGCAGAGCUCCGUCCGAGCACCGGAAGCCUAGGCGCCAGCACUUCCGGGAAGUGACUUCGUCUCCGAAGCCGAUUGGUUGUUGCUUUGCUCCCGCUCGCGUCCGUGGCGUUUUUCCUGCAGCGCGUGCGUGCUGCGCUACUGAGCAGUGCCAUGGAGGACUCUGAAGCACUGGGCUUCGAACACAUGGGCCUUGAUCCCCGGCUCCUUCAGGCUGUCACCGAUCUGGGCUGGUCGCGACCUACGCUGAUCCAGGAAAAGGCCAUCCCACUGGCCCUAGAAGGGAAGGAUCUCCUGGCUCGGGCCCGCACGGGCUCCGGGAAGACGGCCGCUUAUGCUAUUCCGAUGCUGCAGCUGUUGCUCCAUAGGAAGGCGACAGGUCCGGUGGUAGAACAGGCAGUGAGAGGCCUUGUUCUUGUUCCUACCAAGGAGCUGGCACGGCAGGCACAGUCCAUGAUUCAGCAGCUGGCUACCUACUGUGCUCGGGAUGUCCGAGUGGCCAAUGUCUCAGCUGCUGAAGACUCAGCCUCUCAGAGAGCUGUGCUGAUGGAGAAGCCAGAUGUGGUAGUGGGGACCCCAUCUCGCAUAUUAAGCCACUUGCAACAAGACAGCCUGAAACUUCGUGACUCCCUGGAGCUUUUGGUGGUGGACGAAGCUGAUCUUCUUUUUUCCUUUGGCUUUGAAGAAGAGCUCAAGAGUCUCCUCUGUCACUUGCCCCGGAUUUACCAGGCUUUUCUCAUGUCGGCUACUUUUAACGAGGACGUACAAGCACUCAAGGAGCUGGUAUUACAUAACCCGGUUACCCUUAAGUUACAGGAGUCCCAGCUGCCUGGGCCAGACCAGUUACAGCAGUUUCAGGUGGUCUGUGAGACUGAGGAAGACAAAUUCCUCCUGCUGUAUGCCCUGCUCAAGCUGUCAUUGAUUCGGGGCAAGUCUUUGCUCUUUGUCAACACUCUAGAGCGGAGUUACCGGCUACGCCUGUUCCUGGAGCAGUUCAGCAUCCCCACCUGUGUGCUCAAUGGAGAGCUUCCACUGCGCUCCAGGUGCCACAUCAUCUCACAGUUCAACCAAGGCUUCUACGACUGUGUCAUAGCAACUGAUGCUGAAGUCCUGGGGGCCCCGGUCAAGGGCAAGCGUCGGGGCCGAGGGCCCAAAGGGGACAAGGCCUCUGAUCUGGAGGCAGGUGUGGCCCGGGGCAUAGACUUCCACCAUGUGUCUGCUGUGCUCAACUUUGAUCUUCCCCCAACCCCUGAGGCCUACAUCCAUCGAGCUGGCAGGACAGCACGCGCUAACAACCCAGGCAUAGUCUUAACCUUUGUGCUGCCCACGGAGCAGUCCCACUUAGGCAAGAUUGAGGAGCUUCUUAGUGGAGAGAACAGGGGCCCCAUUCUGCUCCCCUACCAGUUCCAGAUGGAGGAGAUCGAGGGCUUCCGCUAUCGCUGCAGGGAUGCCAUGCGCUCAGUGACUAAGCAGGCCAUUCGGGAGGCAAGAUUGAAGGAGAUCAAGGAGGAGCUUCUGCACUCUGAGAAGCUUAAGACAUACUUUGAAGACAACCCUAGGGACCUCCAGCUGCUGCGGCAUGACCUACCUUUGCACCCCGCAGUGGUGAAGCCCCACCUGGGCCAUGUUCCUGACUAUCUGGUUCCUCCUGCUCUCCGUGGCCUGGUGCGCCCUCACAAGAAGCGGAAGAAGCUGUCUUCCUCUUGUAGGAAGGCCAAGAGAGCGAAGUCCCAGAACCCACUGCGCAGCUUCAAGCACAAAGGAAAGAAAUUCAGACCCACAGCCAAGCCCUCCUGAGGUUGUUGAGCCUCUCUGGAGCUGAGCACAUUGUGGAGCACGGGCUUACACCCUUCGUGGACAGGCGAGGCUCUGGUGCUUACUGCACAGCCUGAACAGACAAUUCUGGGGCCGGCAGUGCUGGGCCCUUUAGCUCCUUGGCACUUCCAACCUGGCAUCUUGCCCCUUGACAACAGAAUAAAAAUUUUAGCUGCCCCA